AUGAAGGUUCUCAAUCGAGUAUGGGCAGUGACAGCCCUUGCUGUAUCUACAAUCGCUGCUCCAACCCCGAACCGGGGGUUGGUGUCGAGAGCCGUGUCGUCCGACGUGCUGCAGCAGCUUGAACUCUUCUCACAGUACUCGGCAGCAUCCUACUGCGCGAGCAACAUCGGCUCCACCGGCGACAAAUUAACCUGCGAGGCUGGAAACUGCGCCAUUGUGCAAGAAGCCGAAACGACCACGCUUCAUGAAUUUGAAGCCGAAAACGACGUCGGCGGCUUCCUCGCCGCAGACACAACUAACAACCUCCUUGUCCUGUCCUUCCGCGGCUCCCGCACAAUAGAAAAUUGGGUCGACAACAUACAAAUUAUCCGGGAGGAUGUCCCCGAUAUCUGCACUGACUGUGAGGUACAUGGCGGGUGGUGGCGCGCGUGGCAGGAGGUUGCGGAUGUGUUAACGGAGAAGGUUGAUGAUGCUGUGAGCCAGUAUCCGGAUCAUAAGUUGGUGUUUACGGGACAUAGUCUGGGUGGUGCGCUGGCGACGAUCGCAGCGACGGUGCUGAGGAAUGCUGGACACACUAUUGAAUUGUACACCUAUGGCUGCCCACGCGUCGGUAACGAAGCCCUGGCCGAGUAUAUAGAGGGCCAAGGCACCUUGUAUCGCGUCACGCAUACUAACGACAUUGUCCCCACUGUUCCAUGGCUAUACACCCAAUCAUUCCCAGAAUACUGGAUUACGAGCGGUGAUGAUGUGACGGUGACCGCGGCGGACAUUGAAGUUAUUCAGAAGUCGGAUUCGAAGGAUGGGGAUGAGGAGGCGGAGGGGGAGGGGCUGGGAAUUGCUGCUCAUUUGCAUUAUUUUGGGGAUAUUGCUGGUUGUAACUAA
Messenger RNA from Aspergillus ruber CBS 135680, 882 nucleotides. RefSeq names its product lipase family protein. The coding region runs from base 1 to 882 and encodes 293 amino acids. The transcript is spliced from 4 exons. NCBI's taxonomy places the organism in Eukaryota, Fungi, Ascomycota, Eurotiomycetes, Eurotiales, Aspergillaceae. Gene Ontology annotation, biological process: lipid catabolic process. The record is from RefSeq and is a predicted model, not a curated record.